AUGAAUUUUGGGUACGAUGAGCACGGCAACCGGCUGGAGUCUGACGACAGCAGCAGCAGCAGUGGCUACGACGGCAGCGAGAAGGUGGCUGUCUCCGUAAGCGAUGACGAUGCCUGGCAGCGGGCGGAGAGCGGCAGUAGCGAUGAGGAGGACGAAGGCUUUCCGCAGCAGCAUCGUCGGGGGUCAACUGAUGGUGCAAGAAGCGAUUCAAACAGUGACUUUAGUGACGACGUUGAGCUCAUUAUUGGGGAGGCGGCAAAUCAAUCCAUCGCUGAGCCUCUGGUAGAAGCGAAAGACGUCGUUUCCCGCCCCCGGGCGGAGGGGGCACAUGGUAAGUUUCUCGUCGAGGACCGGCGUGUGGCACCGCUUCUUAUUCAGGAUGCUCACGCGGCACCGUUGUCUGAGCGUGACUUUUUAGAUCUUUUGCGCGGCAUCCCUUCACGCCAACGCAACGUGGCUAUCAUUGGUCACUUGCACCAUGGCAAGACGUCGCUGCUCACCACACUGCUCGGGGGUCGUGCGUACCGCCAGCGUGAAGACGAGGUGGACCGAAAAAUUUCUGUGAAGAGCAGCGUUGUGACGGAAAUGGUGUCAGGAGCACACUACCAGCAGGCGUAUCACCUUGUCAGCUUCUGUGACACCCCCGGCCAUCCCGACUUCGCGGCGGAGAUGGCGGCAGCCCUGCGCCUUGCAGACGCCGCCAUAUUUUGCGUUGACGCCGUUGAGUCCGUCACACGCAACGCUGUCAGGCUCUUGCGGCAGGCGGUGCUGCAGGAGAAUCUACCGGUUAUUCUUGUCAUCACGAAGGUUGAUCGCCUCAUCAUGGACCUCAAGCUGCCGCCGUUGGACGCCUAUCGUAAGCUGCGGAUGGUGGUGGACGCCGUCAACAACGAGAUCGCUGGGUUUGGUUCUUCGCUCCUCGUUUCCCCAACGAACGGCACCGUUCUUUUUACCUCAUCAAAGCUGGGCUUCUGCUUCACGACGGAGACCUUCGCGCUGAAGUAUAGCCGCGAGUACCCUUCUGUUGAUCCAGCCGCGCUGUCGCAGCAGCUCUGGGGACAGGUUGCUUUCGAGAAGGGCCGAUUCGUGAAGAUCACCAACUUUACUCAGAAACCUGCCUUCGUCACGCUUGUUCUUGAGCCGAUUUACAAAAUUGUUGCCCACGCAUUGACAGGCAAGGGGCACGAAGUUCUUAGCACCAGUUUGCACCCGCGCCCACGGGACCCUGUCGCUGCGACACGAGAGGCCAUCAAGCUCUUCUGCGGCGACGCAGGGUUAGAAGGCGUUGACGCGCUUCUCAAUGUGGUGCCACAAACCGAUGCACGCUCGCAAUGGCUUCGAGUGCACUAUGGCCUCACGUGUGAGGUGGAAAAUUCGGUGAUUGCCAUUGCGCCGCUACUGCGUUCGCAAAAAAACGGAGAAGAAAAUUUUGCAGUCGUUCGUGUGCUACAUGGUGUUUUAAAGAGAGGUAUGCAAUUAGUCGUGGUGGAUGAACACUCCAGCGACGCUGAGCCGUUCUAUACAUUUGUCGUGAAGGAGCUGCUGCUGAAGAUGUUAAAUGGGCUUGUGGACAUCGAUUGUGCCCGUGCGGGUCAGGUGGUUCUUCUUACUGGUUUUGGUACACGACCUGGGAGUCAUCUUGUGCUGGUUGGGGGCGCCAUCGCUGCUCCUCUGCUGCGGGAAGAUGACGCUGGUGGUUUGGGAGACACCGCGUCCGGGGCAUGGAUUGAUGAGGUGCGGGUGUAUCCUCUCAAGUGCGGGGAACCGAUGGUGCACGUUGGGGUGGAGCUUAAGGACCCUACGAAGAGUGCACAGCUGCAGCGUGGACUGCAGAUUCUUGUACGCACAACCCCCGGGCUUGAUGCCCACAAGGAAGAAACAGGCGAGUUCACUCUCACUGGGUAUGGGGAGUUGCAUCUUGACACCGCCCUGCACGAACUACGCUGUGGCCUCUGCAAGGGCGUAAAACUUGGAAUAUCACAGCCGUUUGUCUCCUUUUCGGAGACUGUGCUGGAGCAGAAUGGCGUGCUGGCCGUGAGCGGCUCCAAGCGGGCACAGAUUGGCUGCACGAGUGGUUCCAUGAACCGCCACCUGGUCGAUCUCGUGGAGUACGAGCAGAUCGACCUCUUCCCCCGCGAGAGUAGUGGUGUUGUCAAACUCUGGACGACGCUGCGACGAUGCGACAUGGAUGCCCUGGACGCCCAACAUAUUGUUGCGGCGGGGCCCCACACGACGAAGGGCCCAAGUCUGUUCAUUAACGACACAAUUGAGGAGGAGCAGCAGCAGUUUGCGCCGCUAACGCAGCAGCGUUUGCAGGCCAUGACCGUUGGGUUUCGCUCUGCUGUGGCGUCUGGUCCACUCACUGGCGAUGUGGUCCGUGGCGCUGCGGUGCGACUCGUCUUGGCUGACGUGGAGGCGGAGAUGAAGGAUGCGGCGGUUAUUUCCAUUGCGCGGACGACGGUGAAGCAGGCACUACUUGGUGGGCAGCCACGUCUCCUUGAGCCCGUGCUCGCCGUGGACAUUACGUGCCCCCCCGAAUGCGUCGGGAAAUUAUUGGAGAUUCUGCAGAUGCGGCGGGGAAGUAUUUUGUCGGAGGAGCCGAUUGCUGCCACAACGCUUGUGUAUGUCCGGGCGCUGGUGCCUGCAAUGGACAGCUUUGGCCUGGAGACGCAAAUGCGCAUGUCGACCCAAGGUGAGGCGUUUCCGCUCUUCAGCUUUGACCGCUGGGAUCUGGUGCCCGGCGACCCCUUCGACACGACUAUUCACAUCCCGCCACUUCAGCCAGCACGCGGCUAUCAGCUGGCGCGGGACUUUACGCUCAAGACACGAUUUCGAAAAGGCCUGCCACCACUUCUUGCGGAGUUUCAGGCGUGA
This is a messenger RNA of Trypanosoma rangeli, 2874 nucleotides long. RefSeq names its product small nuclear ribonucleoprotein component-like protein. The transcript has a single exon. Gene Ontology annotation, cellular component: cytosol; U2-type catalytic step 2 spliceosome; U4/U6 x U5 tri-snRNP complex. Bases 1 to 2874 code for a protein of 957 amino acids. The record is from RefSeq and is a predicted model, not a curated record. Gene Ontology annotation, molecular function: U5 snRNA binding; GTPase activity; GTP binding. Lineage: Eukaryota; Euglenozoa; Kinetoplastea; Trypanosomatida; Trypanosomatidae. Gene Ontology annotation, biological process: mRNA splicing, via spliceosome.